CUCAGCCGCGGUUCAUCGUGCUUUGUUUCUCCCCGAAACCUCAAUUUCUGCGGUGCGCUUUGUAGUCUUUCCACGUACAACACAACCUUGUCUUUGCGCCUGCUGUGUAGACCGCUUGGUAUCUUCUACCAUGGCUCCCAAGGCUCCAUCGCGCGAGGCAUUGACGAUGCUCAAACACUCCAUCAGGACUUCAAGCGCCCUCCGUUCAGCGUCGCAGUGCCGUUUCCUACCACAUUUUGCCCACGCCACGCCACGAGCCCCUGUCCAGCCUCAGUUCCCGAGGCAGUCCUCGCGUGGUGUAGCUACGUACACACAUGCCCACCAUGCCGAUGCCGUUUCCGUCUUACCGACCAAUGUCGACACCAAUGCAGAGGAUUUCAAAGAAAACAAAAGGCAGAUGGAUGAAGCUACUGAAGCCCUCGAACAGCUUCAUGCCAAGAUCGCACAGGGUGGCCCCGAGAAAGCCAGGGAGAAGCACAUACAGCGAGGCAAGAUGUUCGUCCGCGAUCGCAUUACGGCACUAAUUGAUCCGGGAACUCCAUUCCUGGAACUUAGUCAGAUGGCCGGAUACGACAUGUAUAAGGGCGAAGAUGUUCCCGCAGGCGGAAUCAUCACAGGUGUUGGGACGGUGAAUGGCGUGCAGUGCAUGAUCGUGGCGAACGAUUCGACAGUGAAAGGUGGAACAUACUAUCCCAUCACUGUCAAGAAGCAUCUUCGCGCGCAAACUAUUGCGCAGGAAAAUCGCCUGCCCUGCAUCUACCUUGUCGAUUCUGGAGGUGCAAACCUUCCCAACCAAGCCGACGUUUUCCCUGAUGUAAACCAUUUCGGUCGGAUCUUCUACAAUCAGGCCGUUAUGUCUGGUAUGGGAAUUCCUCAAAUCAGUGUGGUCAUGGGUCCUUGUACUGCCGGUGGCGCAUACAUCCCCUCCAUGAGCGACGAAAGUAUCAUCGUGGAGAACCAAGGCCACAUUUUCCUUGCGGGUCCUCCUCUCGUGAAAGCUGCCACCGGCGAGGUCGUCUCAGCAGAGGAGCUUGGAGGAGGAAGGUUACACAGCGAAGUUUCCGGCGUCACCGAUUCCCUUGCCGUUGACGACGCCCACGCACUCGUUCUGGCUCGCAGAAGCGUAGGCAACCUCAACUGGCACCGAAAGCAAACUUUCUCCCCCUCUGCGCAGCCGACCUUCGAAGAGCCUCUAUACGACCCUAAGGAGCUUUCAGGUAUCGCUGGAACCAACCUGCGCCGGCAAAUACCCAUCCACGAGAUCAUCGCGCGCAUUGUCGAUGGCUCUGUGUUCUCUGAAUUCAAGCCUCUUUACGGCCCUAGUCUCGUCACUGGUUUCGCUAAAAUCUACGGCCACCCUGUCGGCAUUGUAGCGAAUAAUGGCAUCUUGUUCUCUGAAUGUUCACUCAAGGGCGCCCAUUUCGUCCAAUUAUGCGGAAAGCGACAGAUUCCUCUAAUCUUCUUGCAAAACAUCAGCGGGUUCAUGGUCGGUAAAGACGCAGAAUCUGGAGGCAUUGCAAAGAAUGGCGCCAAGCUCGUGACGGCGGUGAGCUGUGUAGAUGUACCCAAGUUCACCGUCAUCGUCGGGAGCUCAGCAGGCGCGGGUAACUAUGGCAUGUGCGGCCGUGCAUACUCUCCUCGCUUGCUCUUUGCUUGGCCUAAUGCAAAGACCUCGGUCAUGGGCGCAGAGCAACUUUCUUCCGUCAUGGAAGCAGUCGGCAAGAAAGUGGACCCCGAUCUAAAGGCCCGUAUCGAACGUGAAAGCGAGGCUACUUUCGGUUCUGCGCGGCUGUGGGACGACGGUAUCAUCCCGCCUGAGCACACGAGGAGAGUGCUGGGAAUGGGACUGCAGAUGGCACAAGGCGGUCAAAAUCUAGGCGUCGAGAAGGAGUCGAAAUGGGGUGUUUUCAGGAUGUAAGAAUGGAAUGCUAACGACGAUGCAGAAAAUCAAUCAUUAAUCAUUCAGCGUU
Paraphaeosphaeria sporulosa is the source of this 1970-nucleotide messenger RNA. RefSeq names its product methylcrotonoyl-CoA carboxylase-like protein subunit beta. Gene Ontology annotation, cellular component: methylcrotonoyl-CoA carboxylase complex; mitochondrion. Gene Ontology annotation, molecular function: methylcrotonoyl-CoA carboxylase activity. The transcript is spliced from 2 exons. Gene Ontology annotation, biological process: L-leucine catabolic process. NCBI's taxonomy places the organism in Eukaryota, Fungi, Ascomycota, Dothideomycetes, Pleosporales, Didymosphaeriaceae. The record is from RefSeq and is a predicted model, not a curated record. The coding region runs from base 131 to 1918 and encodes 595 amino acids.